GCAUCGGUCGUGUCUGGGCUCGCGCUGCACUGUUGGUUCUUUACCAAGUGGUGAGAUCAGAUGAUACCGAAAAUAUAUAUGUAUUUUUAAAUGACUGAACCGAAACACCGAACAGGCUACGUCUGAGGUUUGUGUUGCGGGUAAAGUUUGGAUUUUAGACAGCUUGCACUGAGUGAAGCUCCUCCCGUCUGUCCCUUCACCGUGGACACAGCAGGUGGAUGCCGCCAUGCCAUUUGGGUGCCUUGCCGUGCGAGAUGGGCGGAACUUAGACAACAUCUAUGAUGUCACCGAUAAGUAUGAGAUGGGACAGGUCCUUAAAGCGAAGGAGUUCUGUGAGCUUUGUAUGGCUAAAGACCGACAAACCAACAAGGUGUUUGUCUGUAAGAAGUUUCUGAAGAAGGACGGGAGGAAAGUACGCAAGGCUGCCAAGAACGAAAUCCUGAUCCUCAAAAUGGUCAACCAUCCAAACAUCCUCCAACUGAUCGACACUUUCGAGACGCGGAAGGAGUACUUCAUCAUCCAGGAGCUGGCUACAGGCGGUGAUGUGUUUGACUGGAUUCUGGACCAGGGGAAUUACACAGAGAGAGAUGCCUCCAACGUGAUCAAACAGGUUCUAGAGGCCGUAUCCUAUCUACACUCACUCAACAUCGUACACAGGAACCUCAAGUUGGAGAACCUGAUGUACUACACAGAGAACAAUCACAACAAAGUGGUUCUGCGGGAUUUCUACCUGUCGAAGUUUGAGAACGGUUCCAUCACAGAACCCUGUGGAACACCGGAGUACCUGGCUCCUGAGGUUGUGGCCAGACACCGAUACGGUCGACCGGUGGACUGUUGGGCAGUAGGGGUCAUCAUGUAUAUACUUCUGUCGGGGAAUCCUCCGUUCUACGAUGAGACAGAAGAAGAGGACACAGACCUUCACAACCGGAUCAUCUUCUGUCGUAUCGUAGCCGGGGAGUUUGAGUUUGACGCUCCCUACUGGGACGACAUCUCUGUUCCAGCUAAGGAGUUGGUGUGUAGACUGAUGGAGGUGGACCAGAUGCUGAGAAUCACAGCAACAGAUGCUCUCGUACACAAGUGGAUUGCUGGUAGCGGGGCCUCGGAGAAGAACCUGAAGGAGGGAGUGUGUGCCCAGUUUGAGAAGAACUUUGCUAAGGCCAAAUGGAGGAAAGCUAUCCGAGUCACCACCUUCAUGCAGCGUCUUCGUGCGUCUGAGACUGCUGCAGCUGAAGUGGAGGCAGGAGGGCAGGGGGAAGGAAGGGGUGAGGACCAGGGAGGUGGAGGGCAGAGUGAGGGAAGAGGGGUGACACCAGAGGGGACGGUUGGAACUAAUCCGGAGUGUGAGGAGAGGAACGGGGGAGGAGGGGUGAGGAGAUGGGGAGAGGAGAGGGGAGGAGGGGGGAGAAACCCUUUGAGUCCCUCUGUAGGGAUCUCUCCUUCCACCAAUAAUGAACCGCUCUCCCAGCCUCCCAACCAAUCAAAUGCCAGCUCCAAACCUCUGGGGGAUGAGCCAAAGAAGCCAGCCGUGAAGAAGACGUCAGGCAAAAUGGCCGCCGCAUUGGGUCAAACCAAAACAACAACAGAGACCAAAACACAUCCUACCCCCAUCGUAACCCCUGACCUCACCAAGCCCCAGGACCCCGUCACUGUCUCUGACCACGGCACAGCAGCACCAUCGUUGCCUAGCAAUGCCAAGAAGAAGCAACCAACCUAUGUCACUCCUGAGACUCAACGACACAAGAUGGACGCCCAACUCCCCAACAUGGGCCCAGGCCCUGCUGCUGCUACUACUACUACUGCUGCAGCCACAGCCCCACCUGCUGACAGGAGGCCGGCAGUGCAGGCUCCAGUAGAGGAGAAGAAGCUGGAUGACAGUAGCUGGUGUCAGACCCAGCUCCCUGAGGCUGUAGCUGAGAGGCCUGCUGGAGGUGGGGGAGUAGGGGGAGGAACUGGGAUUGAGAUGGGAGGGGGAGGGGCAUCUGGAGCAGGGUCAGGGGUACUUGGAACAGGAUCAACAGUAAGAACUGGGAUAGGGCCAAGAGGUGACGCGAGCCCCAUUGGUACAGACCAGAGAGCAGACAGUCACAGUGGAGAGUUCAGCAUGUCCAGGGGGGAACCCAAACCGUCCGACGGGGGCUACAGUUAUACCAUAGGGGCCCUGGGAAGCUCCCGUUGUCUAGGCCGACACACCACCACAUACAGCCAGGAGGUUGAGCUGGGGGGGUACGGGGGUUCCUACUGCUCCUCUCUGUACGGCAGCGGGGGUGGAGGAGGGAUGUAUGGGGGACUGGAGCAUGGAGGUGUUGGGGUCAGAGGUCAUGGUAGUAGUACUGCUGAUUGGCAGAUGGACAGCGUGAUCGAACAGAUCGAGAAGCAAAUGGCGGCGGUGCUGGAGAAGAUCGAAGGGGACAUGCCCUCACUCCUGGAACAGAUCAGUGACUGCCCCCCGCCUCCCGAACUCCCCCGCAGCACACACACCUCGCCCUCCUCACGCUCCCGCUCCUCCCAACACCAACCAUCUCACUCCUCCACCUCCUCCCUCACCUCCACUGCUACACCCCCACCCCUCCCCACAACUCCCAGACCACCUCUUCCCUCCCUCCCCCACCUCACCAUCCCCCCUCCAUCCUACCCGCCUCCUUCCCUGCCCACCCGCUCCCCUGGUCAGCCAGUCGGUGAGCACAAGGAGAGAGACGGACAGCGGGGAGCAGUCCAUUCCAGCCAAUCCCCAUCCGUGAGGCCAGGGAAGGGCCAAUGAGUGUCGAUAAAAGAGCCGGACUGGAUUCCUGCUCCACUCCUCCUUGUCCUCCUGAACGGGUUUUCAACCAUCACCUGUCCCCUAUAGAAAGGCUACACCGAGUGGACAAAACAUUAAGAACACUUUUAUAAUAUUGAGUUGAAAACCUACUACCAUACCCCGUUCAAAGACACAUAAAUAUUUUGUCUUGCCCCAUUCACCCUCUGAAUGGCACACAGACACAAACCAUGUCUCCAGGCUUCAAAAUCCUUCUUUAACCCGUCUCCUCCCCUUCAUCUACACUGAUUGAAGUUUUGGUAUCUUAGUUCUUUCUUAGGAUCCCCGUUAGCUGUUGCAAAAGCUACUCUUCCUGGGAAGGGGGGUCCACAGGAAGGUUAAUACCAACAGCUCAUAGCUUUCACCUGGAUUCACGUGGUCUAUAGUCUAUAUCAUGGGAAAGAGACGGUGUUCUUAAUGUUUUGUAAACUCAGUAUACGUACAGUAUGUUUAACUGUUAUUUAAACGUUGUGUGUCAUGACUAGUUGGGACAUCUAUGUACACGGGUACAGAAUAGUUGUACCUGUAAUCUGGCAGAGUGGGGAUGGAUCUUGAGAAAGCAUGUUGGGAAUGUGGAUAUUUAGAUACCCUCCCUAAAACUUACUAACUAACUUUACACUACUGGCAUUUAAAUGCACUGACUGACCUUUUUGGGUAUGUACUGUAUACUCUGUCCGUCUGUAAGACACUUCCACAGUCACAAAUACUUAUUUUACACACUUUGUUCCUUCUCUCUUGAUUUGUUGAAUUGGUGUUGAUUCUCCUGUCUAUUGAACCUCUCUUUCUUAUGUGAAUACUCUCUUUGUUUUCUUUCUGGAGACUGUGGUCCCUGCCUGCCUGUCUGGCACCCUAUUGCCUGUUCAGUGCACUACCAGGACCUUUUGGUCAAAACGUAGUGCACUAAUUAGGGAAUAGAGUACAAUUUCAAACGUAGUCUCUGAGUUGUGUAUCCGUGUGACCGAGUAAGACUGGGUUUUGUGUUUCUCUCCUCUAGAUCAGAUAUUGCCCUGUUACUAUUUUCAGAUGUCUGGCUGCAAGUCUUUCAAUAAAAAGUCUAAAACA
This is a messenger RNA of Oncorhynchus masou masou (cherry salmon), 3856 nucleotides long. RefSeq names its product CaM kinase-like vesicle-associated, like (gene camkvl). Gene Ontology annotation, biological process: peptidyl-serine phosphorylation. NCBI's taxonomy places the organism in Eukaryota, Metazoa, Chordata, Actinopteri, Salmoniformes, Salmonidae. Gene Ontology annotation, molecular function: calcium/calmodulin-dependent protein kinase activity; calmodulin binding; ATP binding. The record is from RefSeq and is a predicted model, not a curated record. The coding region runs from base 227 to 2758 and encodes 843 amino acids. Gene Ontology annotation, cellular component: intracellular anatomical structure. The transcript has 12 exons.